Messenger RNA from Pomacea canaliculata, 2438 nucleotides. RefSeq lists its product as uncharacterized. The record is from RefSeq and is a predicted model, not a curated record. Lineage: Eukaryota; Metazoa; Mollusca; Gastropoda; Architaenioglossa; Ampullariidae. Bases 200 to 1423 code for a protein of 407 amino acids. The transcript has 6 exons.
ACAAUGAACAAUGCUUUUGAAUGUGUUUAUAAAAAGGUCACAAAGAAUAUCCCUGCUUCCUUGUAUGACACCAGUUCCCAUCAUUUUCAUUUCCACAAGCAGACACUCAGCUCUGACCUGAUUGCCUAAGCCGGAUCAUCUCCACUCUCUCCAUGUUGAUGAUUCUUCUUCUCGGUCGUUGCCAGCAACAUCGGCAAAAAUGAACCGUCCGGUGUGGUGCGUCGGGUGCAUGGUGUGGAUAGCUGUGAUGUCGUGGCAACUCUCCUCAGCCAAGACAUGUGCAAAUCUGGAAUUCCUCAACUCGAAUGUGACCGGAAGUAUCAACGUUGAAGAAAAUGAUUAUGCCAAGCUUGUGUUUCACCUGAACAUGUCAGGCUGUCGAAACCCCUCAGAGAAAUUCCUCAUAAAAGUGUCAUAUGAACAGAACGGUUUGCUUGUGACCGUUUGCAACUUGAUGCUUGAAGGAAAUAUGUGUAACACGACAGAUUCAACAGAGGCUUGUAAAUGUUUACAGCAUAAUAAAAACAUUGUAAGAUUUUACAAGAAGAUGAACAGUUCGUACCCUGCGGUGUACACCUGGACUUGGAUCAGGAUUGCAGACCACAGUGAAGAUAACAGGAAAAUCGUAUUCGAAGUACUCACGAUUAGGACAAGUACCGUAGCAGAGAGCCAAACAGUAAGACACGAAGUAUACAAGACAGCAGCCCAUGAAACAGAGACCACAACGGCUCCUUCCCUGGCAAGCGAAGGAAGAACAGACGAGGACAUCGACGACGGGACGUUGCACACGUCCCCUGCAGUCAGAACAGAGAGGACGAAUGUGACAACGAGGACAACACCACUACACACCAACAGUCCCCGAAACAUCGCCGACGUCAACCUGAAUGUCGUCGUCAUUCAAAGCGUGAUGAGCGCCGUAGGCACAGGCAUCCCUAUCGCCAUCGUCAUCGUCAUCGUCGUGGUCGUCUACAGACGUCGAAAAGGUCGCUUGAGGGGGGUAAUCACACAGCGCCGCCUAGUGACGAGUGAGCUGCGCUUCACGCGCCUGUUUAACCGCGCUACGUCACGUGACCAGAACCCGAUCCCCUGUCCACGUCCUAACCACACCCUGCCUGCACCCCAGCGCCCUCUGUCGGCGAAUUCCAUGUCCGCCAUGUACGUAGAGAUCAGCGACGACACUGUGUCCAUCAAAGAUCUCAAGUUGUACGAGACACCCGGGUGCAGUGAUGAGCAAGGGGAGACAACGUACACAUCUCUUGAACAAAAAGACAGCUUGGAACAGAAGAAAGAAAAAUCAAAACACCACAACAAGAAUCAGACGAUCAUGUCUAAGAAGUCCUACAAUUCAUCCUGCUCCUCAGAGCCAAAGCCAGGAUGUUCCAAGACUUCCGACUUUCUGGACGAAUAUAUAAAGCGCGCGUAGACAAUUGUAGACAUCAUGUGAAGGUAGAUUGUGUAGACACUACUUCUGGACAGAUUGCGGAGACAUCGUAGCCGGACUGUGUAGAUGUUUGGUAUCGUCAUGAUUGUGUAGACAAUAGGUAUAACACUGGUGUAGAAAACGGGUAUAUACAGUGGUUAUCUACAGAUUGUGUAGACAAUGGGUAUAUACAGUGGUUAUCUACAGAUUGUGUAGAUGCAAUUACAGAUAUCGUACAUGGAAAGCGUGCACAGUUAUAUUGUAUAGACAGGGUGCAUCCUGAUGAUAUUAUAACAUAUCAGCAGCUCCCACUGACUAUUAUAUUACAGAACAUUUUGUAUAUAUCUGUAGACUGGACCAGAUUCCAGUCUAUCAUUGUUCAGUAGAGGGUUGAUUGUAAAGUCUGUACAUGUCUUAAAGUGAUUGGAACGCUGACGGAAAAUACUCCUAUCUUGUAUAAACAUGUUUGUAUUUACUUACAGCUUAAAUCAGAUAAGAAGAAUUUUUAGAGAAAAUAUUUUUCUCUUUUCAGGACGAUUUUAGUCUCAGCAUUGUAAUAAUACGUCUGCAUAGAAAGCAUCAUCCGGGGAGAUAACUUAUUUAGUCUUCAUUUCUUUUGCUGAUGUCCCCUUAAUGAUUAAUGGGAUAAAAUGUGUUAUAAGCUGUACAAAAAAAAAAAAAAAAAAAAAAAAUCGUGUUCGCUUUCGUUACAAACUGGUAUAGAUCAUUCAGUAUUUCAUACUGAUAAAAUAAAUUGCAAAUUAACCUAGUCUGUAUAAAAAUGGAGAACAUUGCACCACUGUGCCCACCCUGUUCUAAAUGAACAGAGAAAUUGAUGAACAGAACAUCGCAUCUGGUGAUAAACUGGUGAUAAAGGUUUCUGCUGAUGCAUCGGGCCUCCAAUAUAUAUUUUUAUGUGCAUGUGAAUAGACUUUUAUGCCUUUCGAAAAUUUAUACAUUGAAUUAAAAAUUGUGAUGUAUGCAUGCUUUCAAGAAUAAAUGUCACCUAACCCAGUAA